Messenger RNA from Vitis riparia (riverbank grape), 3282 nucleotides. RefSeq names its product receptor-like protein 6. Gene Ontology annotation, molecular function: protein binding. The record is from RefSeq and is a predicted model, not a curated record. NCBI's taxonomy places the organism in Eukaryota, Viridiplantae, Streptophyta, Magnoliopsida, Vitales, Vitaceae. The transcript is spliced from 6 exons. Bases 1 to 3282 code for a protein of 1093 amino acids.
AUGAUCCCACAGGAGGAGCUUGACAUUUCUCAAAACAAUCUGUCAAGAGAGAUACCUCAACAGCUAGUGCAGCUCACAUUCCUUCAAUUCUUCAGUGUAUCUCAUAACCCUCUGAUGGGGUAUAUGACUCAAGGAAAACAAUUUGGUACAUUUCCAAAUAGUUCGUUUGAUGGGAACCAGGAUUGUGUGGAAGUCCUUUGUCAAGGCCAUGUGGAAGCUCUGAGCCGCCCCCACCAGCACCUUCAACCUCUGAACGAGGUUCACCAGUUUCGUAGUAUGAGGAACAAUCCAGAUAUGACUGGUUACUUGCCUGAAUUUGGGAAAACCAGUCCCCUUAGGUUUCUGUCACUUGCUGGUACAAGUUUUUCUGCUGAGCUACCAGCUUCAAUUGGGAAGCUUGGUUCCUUGACUGAAUUGGAUAUCGGUUCAUGCAAUUUCAUGAUGGUCACUUGGAAAUCAAUUGACUGGACCAAUCCCAUCUUGGCUCAUGAAUCUGACACAACUAACUGUUCUAGAUCUAGCAGAUGCAAACCACCUCAAGGUCAUGCAGGCCAAUCAAAAAGCCCAGGGCACACGCAGACUUUCAAGUACAUGUACUCAAUGACAAUGACAAACAAAGGCAUGCAGAGGUUUUAUCAGGAAAUCCCUGAUUCUUUCAUAGCAAUUGAUUUCUCUGGCAACAAUUUCAAAGGACAAAUUCCAACCUCCAUUGGGAACCUCAAGGGGCUUCAUUUGCUCAACCUUGGCCGCAACGAUACUACCGGCCAUAUCCCAUCCUCCCUGAUGAACCUAACACAAAUGGAGUCAUUGGAUCUUUCCCAGAACAAGCUCUCAGGAGAGAUCCCUUGGCAACUAACAAGGAUGACAUUUCUCGCUUUCUUCAAUGUUCUAAUAAUCAUCUUACAGGGCCUAUACCACAAGGAAAACAAUUUGCAACAUUUCCAAAUACUUCCUUUGAUGGGAACCCGGGGUUGUGUGGAAGUCCUUUGUCAAGGGCAUGUGGAAGUUCUGAGGCAUCACCACCAACACCUUCAUCCUGUAAACAAGCACCCACUGUGCCAUGGUAGUGAGAGUUCUGCCUUGCUUCAGUUCAAGCAAAGCUUUUUGAUUGAUGAGGAUGCUUCUGAUGAUCCUUCUGCUUAUCCAAAAGUUUCAACGUGGAAAUCCCAUGGAGAAGGAGAGGAAAGUGAUUGCUGUUCAUGGGAUGGUGUUGAGUGUGACAAGGAGACUGGUCAUGUCAUCGGCCUUCACCUCGCAAGUAGUUGUCUCUAUGGUUCUAUCAACUCCAGCAACACCCUCUUCAGUCUCGUUCAUCUCAGUACGCUUGACCUUUCCGAUAAUGAUUUCAAUUACUCUGAGGUCCCACAUAAAGUUGGUCAGCUUUCAAGGCUUAGAAGUCUUAGCCUCUCUGGUUCUAAAUUCUCAGGCCAAAUCCCAUCGGAACUCUUAGCAUUGUCCAAAUUGGUUUUCCUUGAUCUCUCGAGUAACCCAAUGUUGGAGCUUCAAAAGCCUGGCUUGAGAAAUCUAGUUCAAAACUUAACCCACUUAAAGACACUUCAUCUAAAGCUGGUGAACAUUUCUUCAACAAUACCUCAUGAGUUGGCAAAUUUAUCUUCAUUGACAUCUCUCAUUUUAAGAGGAUGUGGACUGUAUGGUGAAUUCCCAAUGAACAUUUUUCGGCUUCCAAGCCUACAGCUUCUUAGUGUGAGGUACAAUCCAGGUCUGACCGGUUAUUUACCUGAAUUUCAGGAAACCAGUCCCCUAAAAAUGUUGUUUCUUGCUGGUACAAGUUUUUCUGGUGAGUUACCAGGUUCAAUUGGGAGGCUUGUUUCUUUGACUGUAUUGGACCUCGACUCAUGCAAAUUCACAGGGAUGAUCCCAUCUUCACUUAGUCACCUUACCCAGCUGUCUAUUUUAGACCUUUCAUUUAACCUUUUUAGUGGCCAAAUUUCUCAAUCCUUGACCAGCCUUAGCUCAUCGUUGUCUAUACUCAAUCUCGGAGGCAACAACUUGCAUGGCCCCAUUCCUCAGAUGUGCACCAACCCAAGCAGUUUGAGGAUGAUCGACUUAAGUGAAAAUCAAUUCCAAGGUCAAAUCCCAAUAUCAUUGGCCAAUUGCACAAUGCUCGAGCAACUUGUUCUCGGAAACAAUCAAAUCCAUGAUAUUUUCCCUUUUUGGUUAGGAGCUCUCCCACAGCUACAGGUUCUUAUUUUGAGAUCCAACAGAUUCCAUGGUGCAAUAGGGAGCUGGCACACCAAUUUCAGGUUUCCCAAGUUGCGCAUUAUUGACCUCUCUGACAACGAGUUUAUAGGUGAUUUGCCAUCAGUGUAUUUCCAAAAUUGGGAUGCCAUGAAACUUGCAGAUGCAAACCGCCUCAAGGUCAUGCAGGCCAAUCAAACGUUUCAAAGCCCAGGGUAUACGCAGACUUUCAAGUACAUGUACACAAUGACAAUGACAAACAAAGGCAUGCAGAGGUUUUAUCAGGAAAUCCCUGAUACUUUCAUAGCAAUUGAUUUCUCUGGCAACAAUUUCAAAGGACAAAUUCCAACCUCCAUUGGGAACCUCAAGGGACUUCAUUUGCUCAACCUUGGCCGCAACAAUAUUACUGGCCAUAUCCCAUCCUCCCUGAUGAACCUAACACAGAUGGAGUCAUUGGAUCUUUCCCAGAACAAGCUCUCAGGAGAGAUCCCUUGGCAACUAACAAGGAUGACAUUCCUCGCUUUCUUCAAUGUGUCUAAUAAUCAUCUUACAGGGCCUAUACCACAAGGAAAACAAUUUGCAACAUUUCCAAAUACUUCCUUUGAUGGGAACCCGGGGUUGUGUGGAAGUCCUUUGUCAAGGGCAUGUGGAAGUUCUGAGGCAUCACCACCAACACCUUCAUCCUCUAAACAAGGUUCAACUAGUGAAUUUGAUUGGAAAUUUAUCCUAAUGGGAUACGGAAGUGGGCUAGUAAUCGGAGUUUCAAUUGGGUAUUGUUUGACCUCAUGGAAACAUGAAUGGUUCGUGAAAACCUUUGGAAAGCGGCAAAGAAAAUGGACAAGGAAUGAAAGAAGGGGGCACAGAGGCUCAAUUGAUUUCUCAAGUAACAAUUUCGAAGGACAGAUUCCAACUUCCAUUGGGAGCCUCAAGGGGCUUCAUUUGCUCAACCUUGCCAGCAACAAUCCUACUGGUCAUAUCCCAUCCUCCCUGGGGAACCUAACACAGUUGGAGUCAUUGGAUCUGUCCGAGAACAAGCUCUCAGGAGAUAUCCCUUCGGCAACUAACAAGGAUGACAUUCCUUGA